UUCCCCACGCAGGCCACAGCUCGCUUUUGCCUGCUCCUCUGGCUACCGUGUUUUGAGGCUCAACAACCCAUGAAGUCAACCACAAUGACUGUAUUUGUUCCGGUGUACAGAAUAGGAAUUUCAAUCCGCUUUAACAACAUGACAACCAGAUAAAGCUGGAUAGUUUUAGUGUUGUUUAAACAAUCUGUACUAUUAUCAAGAACAAGAUUAUUCUGUAAUCAAUAUACCGCCAAUGCCGCUGAAGAAAAUUAUAUUCGGUGAUUUUAAAUCAAAGUGUUCACGUCAUUGAGUCACUGACUUCUACCACUCUUGCACUGACUGAGGCCAAGUCUACCAUCUGUUCUCUGUGGACAUUUUGCCCUACGGUUACUGCCAUGCCUUCAGCCAUAUGACAGAGUAACACCGGGGACCCGAAAUCCAGACCGUACCCAAACGAAGCUGUGUCGUCGGGGUGACAGAGCGUUUUGACCGGUAUCGACCAGAUCGUCAUGCCCACAACAUCCCGGUCAUUUAGUAUUCUUCGUGGACUUCUAUAAAACUGAGUCUCUAUGAGCACAACGUCAACUAUCUGACAAACUUGUUUUUUCCCCCGUUUUUUUUUAACAAUGGAUUAUUUAAAUCGGCUCUACCCACCGCCGAAAAAGACAACUGCUUCAUCAGAGGUAUCCGAGCGGAAGGCAAAGUUUCUCCAACUAAUCCAAAAACUACAUAAGCAUUACCAGGAGCAACUACACGCUACGUUGGUAUGCAACAGUAAAUUCGAGAAGGCUACCAGAUACUUCAUCAAAGCACUGCGGCGAAUCAAGCCUACACAGGUAGAGUGUUUCUCAUCACUGAAAAUUCUAGAGAUUUGCAUGAGGUCAUGGACCUUCGACGAGACAGUUGACCUCCCGGCCAUUGACCUUCGCUCGUUACUCCAGACGUUCCUAAGGAACCUUAACAACUUCCGGAUCCUCCGGCAACACGUUAAGAUGAACGUUUACCUCACCAUGAAGCAACUCCCGGAAGAAAUGGAGAACCAGCGACAACGGAGGACCAGGGAAGACCUGGAGGUCAUCUUGACCACGUGGUCAAACCUGACCAAUCCGGCCACGGACUUGACCAAGAUGGACCACCCGAGCGUGGACGCGCUGCCGGAGGAGUAUUUCGAGGGGACGGAAGAGAGAAACUUUUACCGGGGAUUACUGAGCAUCAUUCCUAAACUAACGGACCUCGCCAACAAAAUUGACUUUAUGCUGCUGAAAUAUCAAAUGGAGAACUUGUGAGACAAAGUAAAAGGGCUUUGAUACAUUUUGCAUAUAAACAGUUGUUGGCCAAGACAUGAAUUCCUGCACUGUGAAUUAAAAUAAUAUAAAUACUCUUUAAAACAGAUGGAUUCGCCGGCCUGUUCAUGACCUGAUAAAAAUGACCAAACCCUCGGAGUCGAGAUUUUUAAACAUUUCUAUACACCUAUAGCGCCCUCUUCCGAAUAAAGACAAAGUCUUGUCUGAAAACUACGAAUUGCAUAAACUAUUCCUUGACACUUUUAAGAUAAAACACAUUAUGAGUGACAGCAAGAAGUAAAGUUAUGGUUUUAAAUUAAACUCUGUUUAUAGUUUUCGUCUGAAAUAAAAACCACAUAAUCUGCG
Messenger RNA from Asterias rubens (European starfish), 1628 nucleotides. RefSeq lists its product as uncharacterized. Bases 606 to 1265 code for a protein of 219 amino acids. The record is from RefSeq and is a predicted model, not a curated record. The transcript is spliced from 3 exons. Lineage: Eukaryota; Metazoa; Echinodermata; Asteroidea; Forcipulatida; Asteriidae.